AUGUUUUGAUGAAUCCAGUGUCGCUCAGGUAUUUUUGACAUGCACUCUGUUGUUACUGAAGUUUUCUCUCCUCGUCUUCAGAAUCUGAAGUUCUUCAUCACCCCUCCGGCGGCGAAGUGGUCUCAGCUGUCUGAGGUCCUCAGCUGGCAGUUCUCCUCCGUCACCAAGCGAGGCCUGAACCAGGAGCAGCUCAACAUGCUGGCUGACAAACUGCUCGGAGCGAAAGCCCAGAGGAACCCGGAGGGGCAGAUCCCCUGGAUCAAGUUCUGCAAG
Plectropomus leopardus (leopard coralgrouper) is the source of this 273-nucleotide messenger RNA. The record is from RefSeq and is a predicted model, not a curated record. NCBI's taxonomy places the organism in Eukaryota, Metazoa, Chordata, Actinopteri, Perciformes, Serranidae.